This is a messenger RNA of Lachancea dasiensis, 1041 nucleotides long. Lineage: Eukaryota; Fungi; Ascomycota; Saccharomycetes; Saccharomycetales; Saccharomycetaceae. The record is from the annotation of a GenBank genome assembly.
AUGGGUUUAGCUGCAGUGAAAAACAAACAGAAACUGGGACUUGAUCCCAGAAACACCAACUGGAGUAACGACACCUCGAGGUUCGGGCAUCAGCACCUCGAGAGAAUGGGGUGGAAACCGGGUUCUGGCUUGGGUUUGAUGCCAAAUUCCACCACAACCCACGUCAAGGUGUCGAUAAAGGACGAUAAUCUGGGUCUCGGAGCGAAACUGCGUAAUAAACAAAAAACAGACGAGUUUGACAGUGGUGAAUGUGCGGGUUUGGAUGCGUUUCAACGCCUCUUGGGACGGCUCAAUGGUAAAGAAGAUUCGGUGAGCAGCGAACUAGAAUUACAGCGUAAGGACAAUAUUAUAAACGGCAAAUGGGGUAUUCACUUUGUGAAGUGUGACGUCUUAGCUAGUACUUGGGAUGCAAAAACCAAGACUUUGAAGACUUACAGCAAUAAGUCCGCCAAAAGAGAGCACGAGGAUGAUGAUGCAACCUCGAACGACAAGAAUAAAAAGCGGAAGAGGAGCGAAAAGUCUGCCAAACGCAAGAAAGGCAGUGACUCCCGCCAGGAUUCCGGCAGUGGUUCAGAGAGGUCCAGUUCCGGCGAUGAUGGGAAGAAAGACAAAAAGGACAAGAAGGGGAAGAAGAGUAGGAAGGAGAGGGGCUCUAAGGAUUUGAAUUCCGCCUCGACAAAGAUAAAGAAGGACAAGAAGGACAAGAAGGACAAGAAGGAUAAGAAGGAUAAGAAGGAUAAGAAGGACAAGAAGGACAAGGAGGAUAAGAAAGACAAGAAGGAUAAGAAGGACAAGAAGGAUAAAGAGGACAAGGAAGAUAGAAAGGAUAGAAAGGACAAGAAGGAUAAUUUGGUGAAGAAAAGUGAAAAGGUGAGCAAGAAGGCGGACGAAUCAACCAGGGAUGCUAUGCUGAAGCCUAAAGAAAUACAAGACGAUAAAAUUGCGUCGAGACUAUCUGUGCGGUCUAGAUGGAUAAAGCAAAAAAGAGCAGCUGUCAUGGAUGCCAAGGCCUUGAAUGAGAUAUUUAUGAUUACCGGUUAA